AUGAUAAAUCAGCGUGAUGAUCUCUCGCCGCGGAGCCUCGCACCUCCGGACCUCUCAAAGCCUUCUCCUGCCUCUUCCCAUCGAGACCACGCAGCAGCGGCCACGCAGAGUCCGCAAGAGUCCGGGAAACGGUUGUCUGAGGUCUACCGAGAAAGGACAUCGACAUACGAAGUGGUUGACCAGCUAUUCAGGGAACACAAUUCUACAGUGAGACUGAGUCAUACUGUCCACGCGAUUCCUGGGGGCAGUCCUGAUGCACGGUCUCACGAUGCCAGCGGUCAUUAUACCUCCAUACAAGAUGUGCUUGGAUCCGACCUACCUCCUUCUCACGUCAUCGAGUUUUGUCUGGAAAGUUACCUGGAUGCUGUGCAUUGGUUCAUGAUCUUGUUCCAUGAACCAUCGCUCAGAGCCGGCAUCCAGGAUCUCAAAACGGCAGGUUUCGUCCGUGCAGAUCAGGUCUCCUUCCUCAUCCUCGUUGCGCUGGUCAUUGCCGUCGGUGCAAAGUAUGUCACCAAGCAGGAUGCCGAAGAACGAUGUCCAGGCUUCGAUCUCGACGGUCUUGGAACCAGGUUUAUUCGCAGGGCCGAGGAGCGAAUACUGGACGUCUUUGAUGAAGGUCACAUUGAGGCAAUUCAGAUUGCAAUUAUUCUGUCAUCAUACUACAUCUACCAUAGCCGGCCGAAUCGUAGUCUCGCCUUGAACGGGAGUGCCCAGAAACUAGCGUUCAGCAUGGGACUUCACAAGGAAUCGAGCUGGAAAAUGCAGGACCCUGUCGUCCGAGAAGUUUGGCGCCGGUUGUGCUGGGCGCUCUACACGGCAGAGGUCUUUGGUGCUAUGAGCUUUGGAACCCCAUGCAACGUCUAUGACGGCGACUGGACUGUCUCCUUCCCGGGUAACAUCGACGAUACCUCCGUAACUUGCCCGGGCUUUGAUUCUAUCGAAACGUACGACGGAGAGUCCUUCGGACCCGUAACAAUAGCCUCGUAUCAGAGAUACAAGUUCCGGCUUUACCGCAUUGCCUCCUCCAUUACCCGGAAUAUCUACCUACGAAGUGGAGCAACUCUCUCUGAAGUAGUGGGUGAGAUUAAAGCGAUCAAUCAGUGCCUCCUGAGGUGGGAGAAAUGCGUCCCUCGGGAACUGCGGCUGAAGUACUUGAAGUUCGACAGUGCUGAGAAGAAUGUGCAACAGACCGCCAGGAUUUUCCAGCUUCAGGCCCUUGCACUGCAGCUUUCGUACGACAACAUCCAAUUGGUGCUUCACCGACCGUUACUCACGAUCAACCGGGUGCCGCGUUGGCCUUCAGAUGGACCACAAGUCAAUGUUGAUGGUGGCCAAGGCGUGGCUGUCACUUCGACCGAGGAUUUGGAUUCUAUCAUCAAAACUAGCAAAUACCAUUGCUGGGUGUCUUCAAUGAGCACUUCGAAGAUUGGAGAGUACUCUGAAAUCCUCACGACUUUGCAGAACACUCACGGAGCGGCCUACGUUGGCAUCCAGUCGUUCACGGCUGGCGUGGUACUCGGCAUCUUUGCACUGUCAGACCCACUCUCCGAUCAGGCUCACCAAGCAAAACGCGCAGUGAGCAGAAUCAUCAAGCUUCCUCGGUUGCAUCGAUUUCGAACUGCGGUAUCCGAUCAAUGCGGGGCGAUCUUGGAGGAACUCGUCCGGUUGAUACUCGCCGAGGAGAUGAAAGCUUUACUAAAUGAGUCCGAGCCAUCUCGAGAAGGCAACGCACCAAGCAGACUCCCAGACGACUCCGCAGGUGCUAAUGGCGAUGCCGCUCCUCUGCUCGACGGAGACGAUGUUACCAUGCAAGCCCCAGAACCCAGUGAUGGGAGCGUAGCGGAUGUUUUUGAACUGUUUUCCCAUGAAACACUCGAGCUACCCCGGGACAUUGCUUCUGGAAACUUCAGCGAUGCUUUGGUUUCGUUGCAAGAUGGUAAGGUCUUCCGUCACUAUCCUCAUUUCGUGCUGAUCGAUCGCAGUGUUUCGAGAUGGGCGGAACAACCUCAAUAA
This is a messenger RNA of Cladophialophora carrionii CBS 160.54, 2013 nucleotides long. RefSeq lists its product as uncharacterized. The transcript is spliced from 2 exons. Gene Ontology annotation, molecular function: zinc ion binding; DNA binding. Gene Ontology annotation, biological process: DNA-templated transcription. The record is from RefSeq and is a predicted model, not a curated record. Lineage: Eukaryota; Fungi; Ascomycota; Eurotiomycetes; Chaetothyriales; Herpotrichiellaceae. Bases 1 to 2013 code for a protein of 670 amino acids.